AUGCAACAGGCAAGGGGCAAGAUUGUUCUUCUCCAGAGUGACACCUUCUCAAUUGGAACAAAUAACCAUGAUUCUUUUUUCUUUGAAAACGACAAGCUAAUCAAUGUGGAAGUCAAAAUACGGAAUAUCAAGUCACAUCUCUGUGGAAAUUACAUUGUGUUGACUAACAGUGCAGCAUCAGCUUAUUACAGAAUCAAAAAAAGGGCUCAAAAAGUUAACAAGCAGAUUUAUAGCUUUGUGGACCAACAUAAAAAGAGCUCCACAAACCAAGGUUGCAUAGGAGUCUUAAGUAUGGACUUCCCAAGUGCUGAACUUAUUAAAAACAUAAUAGAAAUCAAACCAUGUAACUGUGUAAAAGGUGCAAAGCAAGAGUCACAAAAAACAGCUCAAGUAUUGCCUGGGAAAGAAUCACAAACAACUGCUGAAGACUCACCAGUGCCAGAGAUAGAUAUAACUGAAGCACCACCUACCCCGGAUUCAAUACCUGAGUCAGAGUCCACUAUGCCUGUGCUAGAGUAUACAACCAAAGAACCAUCUGCACCAGCAUCAACAAUACAUGUGCCACAGUCAGAUACAACAGCUAAUGCAGAGCCUUCACCAGAGUCAGCAACAAUGAAAGCAGCAGGAUCUGUGUUAGACACAACAACACUCGGGCAUGAUCUGGAAACAGUAGCAGAACCAGGACUAGCACAAGAAUCAACCACAACUGGACCAGAAUCAGAAACAACAAUAGAGGCAACACCCAAGCCAGAGUUACUAACAAUAGCUCAAACAGCACCUGGGCUGGAGUUUGAAACAACAAAUGAGAUAACAACUAUGCCAGGCUCAACAGUGCCUGGCCUGAAUUCAGAAAUGGCAGAUAAAGCAGUGUCUGCACCAGACACAACAUUACUGAGGCCAGAUUUGGAAACACAGGCAGAACCAGCAACUGACCCAGACUCACAAGUGCCUGUGCUAGAGACACAAACAACUGAAGCACCUUCUGCCCCAGAUUCCACAUUACCUGUACCAGAGUCAGAUACAAACAAAGCACCAUAUUUCCUGGACUCAACUAUUCCUGUGUCAGCGUCAGAUAUAACUGACACAGCUUCUGCCCCAGGCUCCACUAUGCCUGUACCAGAGUAUACAACCACACAACCAUCUGCACCAAAAUCAACAAUGCAUGUGUCACAGUUAGAUACAACGGUUAAUGCAGAACCUACACCACAGCCAGCAACUAUAAAAGAAGGCGGAUCUGUGUUAGACUCAACAACAUUUGGGCAUGAUCUGGAAACAGUAGCAAAACCAGGACUAGCACAAGAAUCAACCACAACUGGACCAGAAUCAGAAACAACAAUAGAAGCAAUACCCAAGCCAGAGUUACCAACAACAGCUCAAACAGCACCUGGGCUGGUUUUGGAAACAACAAAUGAGAUAACAACUAUGCCAGGCUCAACAGUGACUGGCCUGAAUUCAGAAACGGCUGAUAAAGCAGUGUCUGCACCAGACACAACAACACUGAGUCCAGAUUUAGAAACCAAGGCAGAACCAACAACUUCCCCAGACUCACUAGUGCUUGGCCCAGACACAGAUACAACUGAAGCACAGACCGCCCCAGAUUCCACUAUGCCAGGGCCAAAGUAUACAACCGAGGAACCAUCUGCACCAGCAACAACAAUACAUGUGUCACAGUCAGAUACAACAGCUAAUGCAGAGCCUUCACCAGAGUCAGCAACAAUAAAAGAAGCAGGAUCUGUGUUAGACUCUACAACCGCUGGGCAUGAUCUGGAAACAGUAGCAGAACCAGGACUAGCACAAGAAUCAACCACGACUGGAACAGAAUCAGAAACAAUAAUAGAAGCAACACCCAAGGCAGAGUUACUAACAACAGCUCAAACAGCACCUGGACAGGAGUUGGAAACAACAAAUGAGAUAACACCUAUGCCAGGCUCAACAGUCCCUGGCCUGAAUUCAGAAACGGCAGAUGAAGCAGUGUCUGCACCAGACACAACAUCCCUGAGGCCAGAUUUAGAAACCAAGGAAGAACCAGCAACUGCCCCAGACUCACAAGUGCCUGUGCUAGAGACACAUACAACUGAAGCACCUUCUGCCCCAGAUUCCACAAUACCUGUACCAGAGCGCCACUAUAACUGUACCAGAGUAUACAACCACACAACCAUCUGCACCAAAAUCAACAAUGCAUGUGUCACAGUUAGAUACAACAACUAA
Molecule: messenger RNA, 2208 nt
Organism: Solea solea (common sole)
Lineage: Eukaryota; Metazoa; Chordata; Actinopteri; Pleuronectiformes; Soleidae
Product: mucin-2-like
Exons: 2
Coding region: 1-2208 (735 amino acids)
Biological process (GO): lipid metabolic process
Molecular function (GO): phosphoric diester hydrolase activity
Source: RefSeq, a predicted model, not a curated record